Daucus carota subsp. sativus is the source of this 2394-nucleotide messenger RNA. Its product is annotated as cation/H(+) antiporter 28. Gene Ontology annotation, molecular function: antiporter activity. NCBI's taxonomy places the organism in Eukaryota, Viridiplantae, Streptophyta, Magnoliopsida, Apiales, Apiaceae. Gene Ontology annotation, cellular component: membrane; endomembrane system. Gene Ontology annotation, biological process: regulation of pH; proton transmembrane transport. The transcript has 4 exons. Bases 1 to 2394 code for a protein of 797 amino acids. The record is from RefSeq and is a predicted model, not a curated record.
AUGGAGAAGAACGGAAAUUGGCGCAAUCCCAAUUGGUUGCCACCCAUUAUAACAAAAUGUACAUCAGUCAUGGGACUAAACAUAACCACCAUUGCCACCCACAUGCUUGGCUUCAUCUUGUUGCUGGUUUUCUGUCAUUUCUCUUACAUGUUCUUGCGCAAAUUCUCCCAGCCUCGCGUCGUCUCUGAAUUCAUCGUAGGCCUGGUGAUAAGCAAUUUGCCAUUCGUCCGAUCUCGAUUAAGUUUAGAAGUACUUAAGCAACUGAAGUAUAUAGUAGAAUCUGGGAUGGUUGCUCUCAUGUUUGUAGUUGGCUUAGACAUAAGCCCUAGUAUCUUCAUCCACCUUCCGGUUCGCGAAAUGAAAGUAGCCAUGUCUGGAUUCUUGACUACAUUCCUCCUAGCUUUUCUUGUAACACCACUCUUACAUGUUCCUAUAGUUUCCAACACAACUUUCUAUUUAGGCCUUUCCUUCAUUCUUGCUGGCACAGCCUAUCCUCUUCUCUCGCGCCUUUUAACUGAUCUCAAGAUAGCGAAAUCUGACAUUGGCAAAUUUGUUAUUACCUCAGCAAUGCUCUCUGACACCAUGUCUAUUCUCUCACUCUCAGUAGGCUAUAUCAUCUUUGAUAUUGAAGAUAAUUUUGCAAUGCGGAAAGGGAAUGAGAUAGCUACGAUGAUCGUAACUUUGCUGAUGGAAAUCUUCUUAGCAGCCAUGAUUGCACCAGUAAUCAUGAAAUGGGUGAACAGGGCUAAUCCAGAAGGCAAACCUAUGAAAGGGUCUCACCUGGUUCUUGCAUUGGCGUCGAUUAUUGGAAUAGCCAGUAUUGCCCCAUUGUACGCGAAGUUUAGUGGCUUGUUAAGUGCUUUUCUAGCAGGCUUGUUUAUGCCGAAAGAAGGGAGGAUAUCAAAGAUGCUGAUCAAUCAAGUUAAGUACUUUUUCACCAGCAUCUUUUACCCGAUUUUCUUCUUUUGGGUGGGUUCUGAAUCUAAUCUAGCCAAAUUCGGAGCUAAACAAUGGCGGACAUGGGAAAAUCUCAUAUUCCUGUACUCCAUAACAUUGAUCGGGAAAGUGGCGGGAUCAGUCAUGUCCGGGGUUCUCUUAGGCUUCCACUGGAGGGAAUCCAUUGAAAUCGGGUUGCUACUCAGUCUCAAGGGCCAGCUCCAUGUCUACUUGGCUAUUCUUGCGGCCAAGAUGCAACUCAUAACGGUUUCCACCAGCAUUGUCAUGGUGUUUGUGACUCUGUUAACCAUCAUCUACACCCCGACGGUGGUGGAAAAGAUUAUUGAGCGCGCAAGGAAAAGGACCCCGACUCAAAGAAUGGCAUUGCAAUGGCACCAUCCUGGUGCUGAGCUCCAGGUUCUUAUCUGUGUCCACGGUACCCAAAAUGUUCAAUCUGCUAUUAACCUAAUGGAGAUUUGUCAAGGUCCUCCGGAGCCAGGGAUCAUGGUUUACCUAACAGACAUGGUGGAACUCACUGAUAAAAUCGCGUCAACAUUAGCACAUGAAGCGGAUGGGACGCUGACUGUGACAGACCCGGAAGUGGUGGAGAUGCGCGACAGCAUUACCAGAAUCAUUGAGGAAUACUUAGAUGAAGGGGGUGAAGGGGUGGGACUUCGACGAAUGAUUGCAUUGUCAACCAUGAUUAAUAUGCAUAAGGAUAUCAUAAUUCUUGGAGAGGACUUGAUGAUUUCUAUGAUCAUACUGCCGUUUCACAAAGAGCAGGAUGCAGAUGGAAGGCUCAAUGCUGGCAAUCCAGGGUUUCGAAACAUAAAUCGCAAGGUUCUCCGUAACGCACCUUGCUCAAUUGGUAUACUAGUAGACCGAGGAUUUGGAUCAACAAGAAUUUCAAGGUCUAGCGUAAUCAUCAACAUUGCUGUGGUUUUCAUUGGAGGGAAAGAUGAUCGUGAAGGACUGGCGUUCGCAGAAAGAUUUGCUCGACAUCCGGGUGUAAAACUAACUGUCAUAAGGUUUCUGUUGGAUUCUAACAACGAGACGAGUGUAUCAACGAGACUUAACAAGGCUAGGUUGCUCACCGCGGAGCAUGAAGAGGAGAUGAAACUUGAUGAUGAAUAUUUUGCAGAUUUUUACGGGAAGCAUGUGGCGGGAGGGCAUGUUUCAUACAUGGAGAAGUACCUUGUGAACUCCGGACAGACGUUUUCGACGCUCAGGUCGAUGGAAGGACACUACACACUCUUCAUUGUGGGAAGAGGAGGACGGGUGAACUCUGUUUUGACGAAGGGGAUGAAUGACUGGGAGGAGUGUCCGGAGUUGGGUCCUAUCGGUGAUAUUCUAUCGGCGUCGGAUUUCUCAGUCACGUCUUCUGUUCUGAUCAUUCAGCAGCAUAGUCUUAAAGGAGAGCUUCAGGGCUUGCAGGAUGAAUUUUCCAUCAUGCAGUGA